Misgurnus anguillicaudatus (oriental weatherfish) is the source of this 1336-nucleotide messenger RNA. NCBI's taxonomy places the organism in Eukaryota, Metazoa, Chordata, Actinopteri, Cypriniformes, Cobitidae. The record is from RefSeq and is a predicted model, not a curated record.
AACCUAAAUCCUAUUUUCUUACUAUCUCGUUCCUAUCUAUAUAAUAUAACGUACUAGUUUAUCUUAGGAAUACUUUACCGUGACGAUUUUUGAACAGUAUUAAUAAGUAAAACGAUCUAUCACUAGUAAACACCUAGUGCUAGCAUAUAGCCCACUAGCAUAAACAAACGUGCCGGUUGAAGUUAGCACUUGCUCACUGUCUGUUUACUGUAAAUCUGCCUUUUUCGAUCUAAUGGCGGACUCAUCCGAUGUAUGUUUUUCAGACCUUUCCUCACCAGAGCGGGAAGCUGUGGAGGAGUUGUGUCCCGGCAUUAGCACCAGGCGGUACAGCAUGCCUCACAUCACCCUGGCUCCAGGCACCCGGAGACGACCGAGGCACGCACCGAGCGAGCACCCAUCUCGAUGCAGCUUCACGGACCGCUGUCUGGCGAACGGAGACGCCAUCGCCCAGCAUGAAAACGGUAAGACUCCGCUUGUCAUUGUAACCUGCACUACUUGCCACAUGUACAGUUUAGCUUCUUCCGUCAGCAUAGAGGGGUUUACAUGUGCUAAGUGUAUUGAAGUAGUAAGGCUGACGGAGAAGGUUGCAGAACUAGAAGCGCGCAUCCGAACGCUAGUUGAGGACAGUAAGACCGCUAAUGUUAAUGUUACAAACACUGUUUCGGGUGCGCCUAGUGUUAAACGUAAUACACAUGGCUCGGUUCCGACUUCAGAGUCAAGGCGGCUGACUAACUGGGUGACUGUCAGGCGGCCUAGUCGCAUUCGGCAUCCAAAUCACGUUCCUGUUUUAAUAUCAAACAGAUUUUCUCCACUCAGCAAUACACCGGCUGAGACAUCUGUUAAAGGUGCCCUGGUUAUUGGAGAUUCUAUACUCAGGAACGUUGGCAUUGAGGCACCAGCCACCAUAGUCGAUUGUAUACCGGGAGCCAGAGCGUCUGACAUUAGAUCCAAACUUAAAGUGCUGGCUAAUGCUAAACGUAAGUUUUCUAAGAUUGUUAUUCACGCCGGCACGAAUGACACCAGACUCCGCCAGUCGGAGAUCACCAAAGAUACUAUUAAAGAGGUGUGUGAAAUUGCAAAAACAAUGUCAGACAAUGUAAUUUGCUCUGGUCCCCUCCCCGCCUACCGGGGGGAUGAAACUUACAGUAGAUUAGUGUCUCUUCAUGGCUGGAUGUCAAAGUGGUGCCCUCAGCAUAACGUAGGGUUUAUAGACAAUUGGAAGCAUUUCCGGGGAAGACCUGACCUGCUAAAGAGAGAUGGCCUCCAUCCGUCUCCGGAAGGAAGUGCUAUACUCUCUAGAAAUCUGACCAAUAGUCUUACUUUUGGUAUUGUCUGA